Glarea lozoyensis ATCC 20868 is the source of this 1107-nucleotide messenger RNA. RefSeq lists its product as uncharacterized. Bases 1 to 1107 code for a protein of 368 amino acids. The transcript has 5 exons. The record is from RefSeq and is a predicted model, not a curated record. Gene Ontology annotation, cellular component: extrinsic component of membrane. NCBI's taxonomy places the organism in Eukaryota, Fungi, Ascomycota, Leotiomycetes, Helotiales, Helotiaceae. Gene Ontology annotation, biological process: protein retention in Golgi apparatus; protein targeting to vacuole.
AUGAAGUCUCCGGGUAUCCCACAGAAGAGAGAUUCAUCGGGUGUAACUUCGAGUUAUCCCAGUUCCGUAACUUCUGAAGACACUUUAUCACCAGGACAGGAAUCUCCUCGUCUCUUCACACCCACCCCCUCGGAGGGCUCAGUUCAAGGAGACUAUGAGAACCUAGAACAUGCGUCCAUCGAAGACCAGCAUGCAAAAAUCAACGCCUGGAAGCAAACUACUCAAAAUUUCCCUCCUCCAGAGCAGCCAUCGCCUGACACCCAAUUUCACGACACCCCCUGCGACCUCCUCCCAGAAUACCCAGCUACCUACCAACUUAAAACCGACAACCUCCCCCUCUCAAUCCUAGCAGUCCGCAUAUUAAUCCACAAAUCCCUCCUCACCCCCUCAGAUAUCCAACCCCUCUCCCGCACCACGCUCUACGAACACCAACCCACCGACCCCCUUACAGGCAUCGCCUCCGCCACCCUCGAAACAGUGACCAACGUCGCUCUCGGCGUCGCUUCUAUCCCCCUUUCAAGCUACCACGCUUUCAAGUCAUCUCCUUCUAGCGAUUGUCCCCUCAAGACCAGAGAUGCCAGCAAGCCGAAUCCGUAUGAUAAAGCGGUGCUGGGGGCCGCUAAGGGGGUAGGACGGGUGGUGGCGGCGGGGUUGAAGGCGCCGAUGUUGGUUACCACCGGCGUCGCAGGCGGACUGAGAAAUCUGCCGGGACUGUAUGGCGAGGAUGUAAGAAGGGUCGAGAGGGUUGAGGGGGUUGUUGGGGGGGUGAAGCAGGCGGGUGUGGGCUUUGGAACAGGUCUCUACGACGGUCUCACUGGCAUCGUGAAGAAACCAUAUGAUGGCGCGAAGACGGAAGGACCUCUUGGUUUUCUCAAGGGAGUGGGAAGAGGAAUUGGAGGGGUGGUUUGUAAACCUGCUGCUGGCGCCGUAGGUAUAGCAGCAUACCCACUCCUCGGUCUCUGGCGCGAGGUCGAGAAGGUGGGGAAGAAGAAGGAUGAGACUCCAGGACUGGGAAGAGAGGAAGGAGAUGAAGAGGAGUUUAGAGAGGAAGAUGUACGAGUGGUGGUUAAGGGCUGGGAGGAGUUUUGUGGGAAGAAAAAGAUUUAG